Molecule: messenger RNA, 1782 nt
Organism: Microthlaspi erraticum
Lineage: Eukaryota; Viridiplantae; Streptophyta; Magnoliopsida; Brassicales; Brassicaceae
Source: the annotation of a GenBank genome assembly
AUGUUCUUCUGUAAAUCAAACGAGAGGACCUGCAAAGCCCUAAAGGAGAUUCUACGAAAGUAUGAAGAAGCGUCGGGACAGAAAAUCAACUGUCAAAAGUCUGCGAUUACAUUCUCCAAACGUACACCUGAGAAUGUCAAAAGACGAGUCAAGAAUCUAUUAGGGAUUACCCAAGAAGGAGGACAAGGGAAAUAUCUUGGCUUACCAGAAGCUUUUGGAAGGAGGAAGAAGGACCUAUUCAAUGCCAUUGUAGAUCGAAUAUGUCAGAGAGCCAUCUCUUGGUCAUCAAAACAGCUUUCAAGUGCAGGAAAGCUAGUCAUGCUCAAAUCAGUCCUCUCUUCCAUGCCCACUUAUUCAAUGUCUUGCUUUAAACUCCCUGUGAGCCUGUGUCAAAAAAUCCAAUCAGUCUUAACACGAUUCUGGUGGGAUGGAAAUGAUGGAAAAAAAAAAAUGUGUUGGGUCGCAUGGGAUAAGCUUACACUCGGAAAACGAGAAGGCGGAUUAGGACUCCGGGACCUUCAGAGCUUCAACGAUGCCCUUCUCAGUAAGCUAAGCUGGCGGAUCCUUACAAGCCCGGAAUGUCUCCUCGCAAAACUGCUUAAAGGCAAAUACUUCCCGAAUUCCAACUUUUUAGAUUGUGACCUAGCAGAUGGCAGCUCCCAUGGAUGGAGAGGGAUCAUAACAGGAAGAGACCUCUUGAAAGGCAAACUAGGAAAGAUCAUUGGGAACGGGAAAUCUACAAGAAUCUGGGAAGACCCGUGGCUCUCGACCUCUGAACCUAUAAGACCAAUGGGACCAGCACUAGAAGCGUUUAAAGACAUGAAAGUAUCAGAUCUACUACUACCUAACUCAGGAAUCUGGAAUGAAGAGCUAAUCAAUGAAAUCUUACCGCAGCAUAUGGAAGAGAUCCUCUGCCUUAUUCUAGGGUCUUAUGACUCGGAUGAUAGAUUAGCUUGGCUCCCGCAACCCUCAGGGGAUUACUCGGUAAAGUCAGGAUAUUUCACAGCAAGAGAAAAGUUGAAUCCAAUUCACAUCCCUGCAGUUGGAAACGAAUUCAAUUGGAUAUCAGAGGUAUGGGAUGGGAAGUUUGCACCAAAACUAAAAAUUUUCCUAUGGAAAGCUGUCCAAGGAGCCUUACCGGUGGGGAACAACUUGGCGAUUAGAGGAAUCUUCCCACAAUCAAACUGUAUCCAUUGUGGCAGUCCGGAAUCAACGCUCCACAUGCUUUUCCACUGCCCCUUAGCGCAGGAGGUAUGGAGCUUGGCACCGUUCCGCAACCAAAUCUACUCAGGCAAUCUCACCAAUUUGAAGGAUGGAGUCAAAGCCCUGAACAGAGCUAUAAGCCUUCCCCCCACAGGAAUCAGAGAAGGUACGCUUGCUCCCUGGAUAAUGUGGAGUAUCUGGAUGACCAGAAACAACAAGAUCUUCAAUAGAAGAAGCUUCAGCGCCCGGGAAACGAUGAACCUCGCGUUAGUACGGGCCAGAGAAUGGCAGGAAGCGCAGGAGGAAUCGUCCGCUGUGAAAUUGCCAAGGAGAGCCCCACGAACCCGAAUACCCGAGAUCUACAUCCGCUGCCACACAGAUGGAGCCUGGAAUGAAGAAAGGAAGCUCGGAGGAAUGGGUUGGACCUUCCACCAAAAUGAGAAUCUGAUCUCUCAAAAGAACCUAGCGAAGCGAAACGUCGCAUCUCCGUUGAUAGCGGAAGGACUGGCGAUCCGGAGCGCUCUCGAACACGGCUUAGAUCUGGGUUUCCACUACUUGCAUGUGGCCUCAGACUCAUAA